AUGCAGGGAAACAGUUGCUGACCACACCAGACACAGCUUGCUUGCUUCAGCCUUCUUGAAUGCCUGGUCACUGUAGCUUUGUACCAGCCUGACCAAGCAGGACCAUGUCUACCUUUGGGUACAGAAGAGAGCUCAGUAAAUAUGAAGACAUUGAUGAAGAUGAGCUCCUCGCUUCUCUCACUGAAGAGGAGCUGAAGGAGCUGGAGCGGGAGCUAGAGGACAUAGAGCCCGACCGUAACCUUCCAGUGGGACAGCGGCAGAAGAGCCUGACGGAGAAAACCCCAACAGGGACUUUCAGCAGGGAAGCACUGAUGGCCUACUGGGAGAGGGAGACCAAGAAGCUCCUAGAAAAAGAGAGGUUGGGUGCAUGCGAGAAGGAUUCUGAGCAAGAAGAGGACAAUUCAGAAGAACUUCAAGAAGAAUGUUUCACAGAAAGCAAUAGUGAAGUGUCUGAGGAGGCAUAUACUGAAGAGGACGAUGAAGAAGAAGAUGAAGAGGAAGAUGAAGGUGACAGUGAUGAUGAGAAUGAAGAAGAGCAAAAUGCUGCAGCUGGCAGGCGUUCUGACCACGUCAGACACAAAAAGUGUAAUGGUGCAAAGGAUGAUGAAAGCUUCCUCAAUGGCCAUGAUGGAAAAGACAGUGAUAAUCGGAGCUUAAAAAGCAGUGCCAUCCACCCUUGUGGUAACCCAACAGUUAUUGAAGAUGCUUUGGAAAAAGUUAGGAGCAACGACCCUGACACCACAGAGGUCAAUCUGAACAACAUUGAAAACAUCACUUCACAGAUGCUUAUACAAUUUUCUCAAGCCCUGAGGGACAACACAGUGGUUAAAUCAUUCAGCUUGGCUAACACCCAUGCUGAUGACAAUGUGGCAAUAGCUAUUGCUGGUAUGUUAAAGGUUAAUCAGCAUAUAACUAGUCUGAAUAUUGAGUCAAAUUUUAUCACAGGCAAAGGCGUGCUGGCCAUCAUGAGAGCUUUGCAGCACAACAAGGUUCUAACAGAACUGCGGUUCCACAAUCAAAGGCACAUCAUGGGCAGCCAGGUGGAAAUGGACAUAGUCAAACUGUUGAAAGAGAACACCACUCUGGUAAAGCUGGGGUACCACUUUGACCUUGCUGGCCCAAGAAUGAGCAUGACAAGUAUCCUGACAAGAAAUAUGGAUAAACAAAGGCAAAAGCGUAUGCAGGAGCAGCGGCAGCAAGAGUCAGGUUGUGACGGAGCUGUCAAUCCAAAGACCAAAGUUUUGCAGAAGGGGACACCUCGGUCCUCACCUUAUGUGUCGCCUAAAAGCUCUCCGUGGUCUUCCCCAAAGCUCCCUAAGAAAGCACUGCCAGUGAAAUGUCAGCCUUCAGCACCUGCACCACCCCCUCCCCUUCCCCCCUCGCCCCCCCCUCCCCCUCCUCCUCCCCCUCCUCCCGUUAUUCCAGAGAAGAAGGCACCUACCAGGAAUAUAGCUGAAGUCAUCAAACAGCAAGAAAAAGCCUUACAUAAUGGACAGAAAAAGAAAAAAGGCAAAAAAACCAGAAAACAUGAGAACAGCAUAUUGAAAGAAAUUAAAGAUUCUUUGAAAUCAGUCUCAGACAGAAAAUCAGAGGAAGGCUCACGACCCUCCACCCGGCCAUCCACCCCACAAAGGUCUCUCCAUGACAACCUUAUGGAAGCAAUUCGGGCAAGCAGCAUAAAGCAAUUAAGGCGGGUGGAGGUACCAGAAGCCCUUCGGUGAAAGCCUGACGGCAGAAGAAGCAGAGCAGGGAUCGAGGGGAGGCUGCUUGUCCUUUCACUGGUGGUAACACAGACUGUCUAGAAAGCUGCUUCCAAAGUACACUCUUAGAUUCAAGCCAUUUCUCUUUUAUUUCAAAGAAAUAAACCUGCUAAAUACAAAAUAAUGCUUUAAGGAUCCAUUUGCAUUGUAAUCUGUAAAUAUGGAAAUAAUUUUCUUUUUUAUUUAAUGAGAUUUAUAUUGAGAAGUUGUUGCUUAUUUAGAUAUUCUUGUCAAUAUCUGAUUGCACAUAGCUGGACAAGUUCUUUACA
Serinus canaria (Common canary) is the source of this 2029-nucleotide messenger RNA. It is a transcript of the gene LMOD2, whose product is annotated as leiomodin 2. NCBI's taxonomy places the organism in Eukaryota, Metazoa, Chordata, Aves, Passeriformes, Fringillidae. The transcript has 3 exons. Gene Ontology annotation, molecular function: actin binding; tropomyosin binding. Gene Ontology annotation, biological process: myofibril assembly; muscle contraction; pointed-end actin filament capping. Bases 105 to 1721 code for a protein of 538 amino acids. The record is from RefSeq and is a predicted model, not a curated record. Gene Ontology annotation, cellular component: myofibril; striated muscle thin filament.